Molecule: messenger RNA, 759 nt
Organism: Fonsecaea pedrosoi CBS 271.37
Lineage: Eukaryota; Fungi; Ascomycota; Eurotiomycetes; Chaetothyriales; Herpotrichiellaceae
Exons: 2
Coding region: 1-759 (252 amino acids)
Source: RefSeq, a predicted model, not a curated record
AUGUCCAAGGCUAGAUACGCCCGAGAUGAACAGGUCCAAUCGCCCUUCCAAGCCAUCCUCGAGUAUGAGAUCGAAAACGGCAUUCCAAAGGGCUACAUCAACUACUCGAUCCGGGAGCUGACGCCGGACGGGGCGUGGCACAAGCUGGAGCGCGGCGAGAUCCCCAACGACGAGGACUACUUCCGGCUGUUCAAGGCGGACCUGGAGCGGGCGGACCUGUGGGCGCGGUUCCACCGCGAGAAGCUGUCCAUCACGGACCCGUCGAAACUGCCGCCCGUGCCCAACUUCGACACCAAGACGCUGUACUGGAACAUGAUGACCUACUCGCGCAACCCGGACCCGUGGAUGUACCCGGCGCUGCUCAAGCUGCAGGCCGACGGGCGGUACCGGUUGGCGGCGCUGUCCAACACGACCGUCUACCCGGAGGGCCACCCGUUCAACAACCCGUCGCCCGUCGACGUGCGCGACGUCUUCGAGAUCUUCGUCUCGAGCGCCCACGUCGGCAUGCGCAAGCCCAACCGCGACAUCUACGAGUACGCCCUGGCCCUGAUGCGCGAGAAGUGGGGGUCCGACAUCCAGUUCCACGACAUCGUCUUUCUCGACGACAUUGGCGAGAACCUCAAGACCGCCCGCGCCCUGGGCAUGCGCACCAUCCGCGUCGUCCUCGGCAAGACAAAGGAGGCCGUCCAGGAACUAGAAAAGAUCACCGGCUUGACCUUGGUGGGUGAGCCGUGGUCCCAGGACAAGGCCAAAUUAUAG